AUGGCUGCAGCUGGGAACGACCGCAAUUUCCGUUUUUAUUCCCCCUAUGCACAGCAAAAGUACAGCAGCAUCUCCUGUUUCUGGGAAACACAACCCUCAGGCUGUGUGAGGAUCAGUUGCGCCUUCCAUCAUAGCAAACCUCGUACUAUAAAUGGACUUUUUUUGCCACCCAGUAACAAUACCCCAUUGCAACUAGGUGUCCAAGAAGGGAUUCUGAGUCCAGCCCAUUGUGGAGAAUCACUCAGAAAUCAAGAGAAUAUUUUAAGACCAAUUCACCCUCCACUAGUAAUAAACUUCAACGAUGAAGAGGAGGAGGAAGAUGAAGAGGAAGAGAACUCUGUUCCUAAUUGGGUGCCUAAGAGUGCUGAAGAUAUUGAAGAGGAAAGAGCAAUAAAGGAAAUAUGCUAUAAAUCUGGAGAGUAUUACAGGAUUCAGUACCCUCCUCAACACCAAUCAACAAAAAACGUCUCUUCACCUCGGGAAAAUGAGCUGUUACCCUUGGAAGCUACCAAGAGAGACUUGCAGAAAGAAUCAAAUCAUACUGAGCUGGUAAAGGACCGUCAGUGUAAAGAAGUGAAGAAGAAAUGGAUUUCUGAGGAGACAAGAAAUUCGCCUGAUACAGUAACAGUCAAAGGAAUUCACACUUCAGACCGCAAAGUGAAACCACGUUACCAACAAAGGGGUCAAAGUAAGAAUGAUGAAACUGUGAGAGAAACUGGAAAAAAGACUUAUUUCAAUUUUUCAGAACCUCGACGAUCACCAUAUAUAGUCUACCGUACUGCCACUGUCACCCAAGAGCCAAAGUUCAAGGGAUCUACAGACAAAUAUACUUCGGGAUCUUAUAAUUCACCAACUUGGAGGAAAAGAAAUCCGCAUGCAAAAACAUUCUCAAAGUUUAAAACAAUCUCUCAGGAGUAUGCACCAAGCACAACAUACUCUGACAUGACCCAUGGUAAUUCUAUUGACUUCAACACAAUUAUUCGUAUUCUUAAAUUCAAGUGUAUUUUGACUGAUCACAGCAGAGUGGUUUCCAAGGUUUCCAUUACAGUAUGCACUGCAGCCUGCCAAAUUGAUAUUGCUCUUGGAGAUAAACGAGGAUGUAAAAUCCAACAGGACUUUGACUUUUGA
This is a messenger RNA of Charadrius vociferus (killdeer), 1128 nucleotides long. It is a transcript of the gene ZC3H11D, whose product is annotated as chromosome unknown open reading frame, human C12orf50. Lineage: Eukaryota; Metazoa; Chordata; Aves; Charadriiformes; Charadriidae. The record is from RefSeq and is a predicted model, not a curated record. The transcript is spliced from 9 exons. Bases 1 to 1128 code for a protein of 375 amino acids.